Messenger RNA from Leptonychotes weddellii (Weddell seal), 2954 nucleotides. NCBI's taxonomy places the organism in Eukaryota, Metazoa, Chordata, Mammalia, Carnivora, Phocidae. The record is from RefSeq and is a predicted model, not a curated record.
CCUAGAAAGCAAUGAGAACAUUUCUUACAGAAUCCUUUCCUCUUCUAAGGAAUUUGCAAUCGAUCCAAUGAAUGGCACAAUAUUUACUAUCAAUCCUGUAUUACUGCUGGACAAAAAAUCAACAGUUCAGUUUCUUGUUGAAGCCAGUGAUGGUGGAAUUCCUGACCUGAGGGCUCUCACCUUAGUAGAGAUAGAAAUACAAGAUAUGAACAAUUAUGCUCCUGAGUUUGCGGUAGAAUAUUAUAAUCUCAGCUUGAGGGAAGAUGCUCAAAUUGGAGGCACGCUUGUCACAUUUUCAACCAUUGACCAUGACUGGACCCGUGAAAACACACAUGUUGAUUAUUCCAUCAUCAGUGGUAAUUCACAGAACAAUUUCCAUGUGGAAACUAGUUUCAUUCAUUCAGAAUAUCCUUAUAAGCAAGUUGGUUACCUGGUGUUGCUUCACAGUCUGGAUAGAGAGGCAGCUAACGGUCAUAAGCUUGUCAUUCUGGCAUCUGACCACGGCUUCCCUCCAUUGAGCUCCACAGCCACUGUAGCAAUAGAAGUACUGGAUGUCAAUGAUAAUCCUCCUAAAUUCAACAGUCUGAAAUAUCACGCCCACGUCAAGGAAAGUACCCCUCUGGGGAGUCACAUCACUGUGGUCUCUGCACAUGACCGUGAUGUGGGUUCACAUGCAGAAAUCAUCUACCACAUCAUCUCUGGAAAUGAAGAGGGGCAUUUUCACUUGGAAGAAAAAACUGGAGUUCUUUAUUUGAUUAAACUUCUGGAUUAUGAAGAAACGACAAAAUUCACUUUAACCGUUCAAGCUUCAGAUGAAGAAAAGAAGCAUUUUUCGUUUGCAGUUGUGCUUAUCAGUGUCCUGGAUGAUAAUGACCAUGCACCUCAGUUUAUGUUCUCGAGCUUAAAUUGUGUUGUUCCUGAAAAUGUGCCUGUUUUCUCCACCAUAUGUUCCGUAAAUGCUCUGGAUUUUGACGCAGGUCCUUAUGGAGAACUGACCUAUUCUGUGUUGUCGCCCUGUUCGGUCACUCACGGGAUGCCUCGUGAUCAUGACCCCUUCCUCAUUGACCCUUUAACAGGGGAUAUUCACACUCAGCAAGUCCUUGACUAUGAAAAUGACAAUAAAUACUGCCUCACAGUGCAGGCAAAAGACAAAGGUGACUCAACAGCCACUUUAACGGUUUGGCUGGAUAUUGAAGGGAUAGAUGAGUUUGAACCCAUGUUUACUCAAGAGGAGUAUUUUUUCAACCUUCCAGAGAAGAAUAAAGUGAGACAGCUGAUCGGCAGAGUGGAAGCGUCAGAUGCAGAUGCGGGUAUUGAUGGAGUUGUUCUGUACUCUUUGGACGUUCCAUCUCCUUUCUUUUUAGUGAAUAAAACGAACGGAAACAUCUAUUUGACUAGAGCACCUCCCCUAAUAAGAAGUCAGUUCCGUGAACAAGACACCAUUGAAAUGAAAAUCAUCGCUCGUAGCCCCAAACUGGACUCCAAGUUUACAUUCUGCACUGUUUUUGUGAACGUGUCUUCUUUCUCAGAAGGACAAUACUCAGGAGUAUCUGGCAGCGGCUUUUCAAUCAGCCUCACGGUCUCCUUUUUAGUGUUUCUGACACUCAUCUUCAUUCUAAUUGUACUGAUUUUAAGACAUAAACAAAAAGACGCAGCCAACAAUUACGAAGACAAGAAAACAUCGUCCACCUUAGAUAUCAGUUUGAGACUGACCACAGAGGGCAGCAUGCUCGAGCCCUUCCAGAAGACUAAUGAGGACAAUAACGCGGUGGUGCCCGCGGACUCCCUGCCUGAGUGGUUGAGCUUAAUAAGUCUCAUGGAGAAGGACAUUGUGAAUUUGUACAGGCACUCAAACUCCAGUGGCCACUGCUCUGUGGAAGGAGAAACUGCAGAAGAUAAGGAAAUCCAGAGGAUAAACGAGCAUCCUUACAGAAAGGACGCUGGCUCAGCUCUGAGUGACCGGGAGUCCAGGGUCCCAGACUCUGGAAUCCCAAGGGACUCGGACCAGCUCUCCUGCUUGUCUGGAGAAACCGAUGUGGUGGUCACUGCUGAAACAGCAGAAACCAGCCAUGCAUUUGGGGAAGAAGAUCGAGAAGGCUGUGGCACAACCUAUGUUCAAAAUAAUGUGUUACCCCAGACACUAACGAAGAGAGAGGUAAAAGAGAGCAUCCAGGCUGAUGUCAGGAGAGAGUCUGUCUUUAUUUCAGGGGAUCAGGAAGCAAGGUGCGUGGCUCUUUCCCCCCAGAGAACCUCUAAUCACGAUGUGAGAGGCAACUACCACUGGGAUUAUCUCCUCAGUUGGGAACCCAAGUUCCAACCUCUCGCCUCGGUAUUUAACGAUAUUGCAAAACUAAAGGACCAACAUUUACAGACGUCUGGCAUUCCUAAAGAGAAGUCUUUGGUUUUCCCACCACCUUUGAUUACCGCAGUAGCCCAGCCCGGGCUUAAAGCAGUUCCACCAAGAAUGCCAGCCAGAACCCCGGGGCAAGUACUCCACAAAUACCCACACUCCCCCCUUCCCUACCAUCUCAGUUCUCUGCAUGAAGCCAUGACUCCCAGCUUUUCUCCAUCUCUUUUCCUGCUGACUGCAAAGACCCCUGCUGUGACCCCACGGUCGUCACGUGGGGAAUCAUCGGGAACACAUCUGAGUGGUACAUGCCGUGAACUUAAAGCAGAAGAUGAAGUUCAAAUAUAACCUGAUUGUGAUGUCACCAUCGGUCAUGAUCGGUUGAACAAGACAUUCUUAAGCUAGCUCUUCAAGAUUGGUUAAAAUGCAGUCAGGGUUUGCAGAAUCUCCUCAUUUAAGUUUCUCAAAUUUCUUCCAGCCUUAAUGAGAAGUUACCCCCCUCUUUUAACCUUUCUGUUUUGCUCUCAGGACUCAAGUUUGUAUAUAAAAGUAGUGUAUAUUCUGUCGUACCUGGUUUUCUGUAUGAUUAAAUCUCCAAAGAACACCA